Doryrhamphus excisus (bluestripe pipefish) is the source of this 1729-nucleotide messenger RNA. Lineage: Eukaryota; Metazoa; Chordata; Actinopteri; Syngnathiformes; Syngnathidae. The record is from RefSeq and is a predicted model, not a curated record.
UGGACAGUAUUCAUUUCACGAUAAGGGCUGCGCACAUUUAACACUUAAAGGAAAACUACAUUUGUUUAACUUUCCCCACAACACAAACAUGUAUUUUCGUUCUGUGCGUUCUCGAGAGAGAAGACGAGUUUGCAUGCGGGAGCUAACAAUGCACGUAAAACGGCUAUUUCGACCCCCAAAAGGGCCAACAAUGUACCAUUUACAUAUCUGAUCUGUAUAUUAACUAAGCGAUAUUGUUAUUGUCGCACCAAAUACGAAAACACGAACUAUAUUUUACUGGCGUAGUAACACAACACCUCCAAUCACUACCACGCGGUACACACACCCACCCACCCACACCGACUUGAGCUGCAACUGUGUUGUUUAUAUGUUUGGAAAAGUUAACGCUAUCUUGUAAUCAUACCUCGGACGUGCAUUGUAAAAUGUUGUGGCAACAAGCCGAAACGUUGGUCAGCUUUAAUAUUCCACUCGCUACCAACUAAACACCCGGUCAGACUGAAUCAGUGGAUACCUGCUCUCAACUUCGACCCGACGACACCGCGACGAAGACUCAACAAGAUGCUCCAGGAAGAAGCUGUUGAUGAAAUCGCUAAGGAGGGUUGCAAUGUAUCCGUAGCCAAGAAGCCCAGCACGUCACUGCCUUGCACAGGAGGAACAGGUUUCAAAUAUACUUUGAGAAGAUCGCGGAACGACGCUUCACUCGUUUUAUUGACACAGAAGUUUGUAAAGAUGCUAGAGCAGGCGAAAGAUGGCAUUUUGGACCUUAACAUCGUCAGCAAGUACCUCAAAGCCUCUAAGAGACGCAUCUAUGACGUCACAAACGUCCUGGAGGGGAUCAAACUCAUCAAAAAGAUGUAUAAGAAUCACGUGCAGUGGUUGGGCGGUUGGCAGCAAGAAGAGAGAGUGCAAAUAGUAAAGAGGCUUGCUCAAGAAGAGAAGACAUUGGAUGAGCUGAUCGGGAAAUGCACACGUGAUAUUCAUCUGAUGUGUUUGGAUGACGCCAGCGCCAGAUUUGCCUACUUGACGUACGAGGACAUUCAAACCAUUCCCAGCCUCAGAGAGCAGGCUGUGUUGGUGAUCAAAGGUCCCCCAGACACAAAGAUGGAGGUUCCGCACCCAAAAGAGAGCCUCCAGAUCCACAUCAAGAGCACUCGGGGCCCAGUUGAGGUGUUUUUCUGCUCAGACGAUCCUAUACCAAUGGAAGACACAGACAGGGUCUCAGCCAAUGACACCAGCGACAGCCACAUGUCCAUCAUUAGUAACAAUGACUUCUUUUUAAUAGACACGUCCUAUGCGCUGAUGCCUCUCAAAAGUGAGCCUUGUUUAUGAGGGUCCAUCAAAACACCAGAAUCGUCCCUCUCACUCCAUAUUAACAAUUGUCGGAACCUCAUCACCAACCCCUUUUAACUGGAAAAACAUAGAUUUGUUUUCAUCGACUUCAUGAUGCAGAAUGUAGAGUACCCAGAAAGAUGCACCUUGGAUUUACUGGCGUCUGUUUUUGCCUUGGCUCUCAACUGUGUGUACAAUGUACAUGGUUAUGUUGUGGUUAUAAGAGGAUAAUAUUUGUGCUGUUACUGUCAAACAACAAUAAAUGCGAUGUAUGAAUGUGGGAAGAUACUUUUAACCAGUUUUGAUUGGCUUUGAUUCUUUGAUAGAUUUUUGUGCAAGUACUUUUUUUCUUCUUCACACUUGUGCUGUAAAACGAAAAAUAAAGACGUCCGUCCAUCCA